AUGAAGGAAGUGGCACAAGAAUACAAAGUGUCUGCUGUCAUACCGACCCUUUUGAAGAAUUGGAUACUGCGUAUAGUGUAUGCUACAUUGGACCAUAUUCCUCCUUUUGUGUGGGAAAUUCUACAUGUCAUCACUGAUAUUUAUUUCUUUUGGGUUCAAAAAUUGGUUAACUAUGUGAGGCCACAUUCGAGAGUCAUUUAUUACAAUGCUAUUAAGAAGUUAGACGAGUGUGAUACGUAUCAAAUGUGGUGUCAACAAGCGUCUGUAGUAGAUGAAAUAACAGGCGCAAAUUUAUGGCGGCGGAAUUUCUUUUCGAGAAGGUACGACUUCAAUUCUGUCAUUGAACAGUACACCAUACUGGAAAACAUGUUAAGGGAGGAGAAGUAUGAUGUAGUUAAGGAAAAGUUCUCGACUACAGGGCCUUGUAUGUUGAGGAAUUUUGCAGGAAUUGGAGAUAAGAAGUUGUUCACAAAAUCUUUGAUGGGUACAAAGUUGCUUAUAGAACAAUACUUGACCCGGAUAUUGGAAGGCCUCGAUAUACUAAAUAGUCAGACUUUGACGCCAACGUCCUUUUUCCAAAGAUGUAAGUUGUCACUGGGUACUACAGCGUUGAUCUUGCAAGGUGGUUCAUUGUUUGGGCUGUUUCACCUGGGAGUGAUUAAAGGUUUAUUGUUGCAAGAUCUGAUGCCUAAUAUCAUAAGUGGCAGUUCUAUGGGGGCGUGCGUCGCAAGUUUAUUCGGUUGCUUAUCCAAUGAACAACUGAAGCAGCUAUUGACCGAUGACAACCUCUUGAAUAUCAUCAAGAAUGAUGUAGAUUUAUUAAAAAGUUGUGGAUACGGUAAUUUAGAGCAGCAUCUAAACCUGGGAACUUUAAUUCAAAAUCUGAUACACCACGGUUACUCUCAAGACGUCUAUCUUUUUAUCCGAUUUGUGAUGAAGUACAUUGUUAAAGAAAAAACUUUUGAAGAAGUUUAUCAAAUCACCGGAAAAGUUUUUAACAUUGUUAUUCAUCCAACGGAUAAAUCAUGCCCUAAUUUACUAAAUUAUGUUACGACGCCGAACGUAUUAAUUAAGUCUGCCAUUGAAUGUUCACUUGGUUCUGGUGUAAUCUCGCAAGAUACAUCAUUGUUAUGUAAAAACUUAGAAAAUGAAAUCGAGCCAUUUCUUAACAUCAAUAAGGAUAAACAAGUUAAAUUUUUGACCCCAGAAAAUGCUACCAAUCCGAAUAUAACGGAGAGCCCCUAUACUAGGUUAACGGAACUAUUCAAUGUUAAUAAUUUCAUUGUUUCUUUGGCAAGACCGUACUUGGCACCAUUAGUGGUGAAUGAUUUGAAGCAUGAAAUCAAAACAUCAAAAUAUUAUUAUUAUAAGCAUUAUCCGAAUAUGCCUCCUAUAAAGGCAAACACAGUAGGAAAAACACACAGCUCCUCUUCGCAAUCACCUAUAAAGGCAGCAGCUGUCGAAGAGCUCGAGGCAGAGCCUUUAAUGAGCCCUGCAACCCCAAGUUCGGCAGUCAAUGAUUCGGCAGAAUAUAUUAUCCCAGAAUUAGGCAUACCGCAGUUGAAUUUUACUGAAAUGGAACCGCUGGCGUUUAAAUUUAAGUAUCACUUGGAGAGAAAAUUAAAAAACAUCGCCACUAUGGAGUUUCGACAUAGGAUGGAGGUACUGGACAAUCUAGGCUUAUUGUGCUCAUUGAUAAAAAGGCUGAUCAUUGAUGAGAAGACUCCCAGAUCGGCUACGGAGAUUGCAGUGGUACCCAGGAUGAAAAGUUUGUCAUUAACAAGAAUUAUUGAAGGUCAAUUGAAUAAUAUUCCAUAUUGGAUAAAAUCAGGUGAACGAAGCACGUGGCCCGCAUUAGCUUUAAUCAAAACAAGAUGUGCAGUCGAAUUUAAAUUAGACGACAUAAUAAGGGCAAGAAGGAGUAGGUAA
Messenger RNA from Saccharomyces paradoxus, 1929 nucleotides. RefSeq names its product bifunctional triglyceride lipase/lysophosphatidylethanolamine acyltransferase (gene TGL3). Lineage: Eukaryota; Fungi; Ascomycota; Saccharomycetes; Saccharomycetales; Saccharomycetaceae. The transcript has a single exon. The record is from RefSeq and is a predicted model, not a curated record. Gene Ontology annotation, biological process: lipid metabolic process. Bases 1 to 1929 code for a protein of 642 amino acids. Gene Ontology annotation, molecular function: triacylglycerol lipase activity.